This is a messenger RNA of Phycodurus eques (leafy seadragon), 5218 nucleotides long. It is a transcript of the gene gpr173, whose product is annotated as G protein-coupled receptor 173. The coding region runs from base 1188 to 2387 and encodes 399 amino acids. The record is from RefSeq and is a predicted model, not a curated record. Gene Ontology annotation, molecular function: G protein-coupled receptor activity. Gene Ontology annotation, biological process: G protein-coupled receptor signaling pathway. Gene Ontology annotation, cellular component: plasma membrane. The transcript has 2 exons. NCBI's taxonomy places the organism in Eukaryota, Metazoa, Chordata, Actinopteri, Syngnathiformes, Syngnathidae.
CAAAUGCACGAGCUGCGUCCGAGCGAGCAGCCAUAAUUGGGAUUAUUCGGGAAUAAUUCGCUCAAAUCCAGCGGCCUCCUCCUUCUUCUCCUUCUUCUUCUUCUUGCGUUCUUUAUUUUUCCUCCCUCGACGGUUUUCGUCAUUUCGACGUCGCCGGCCGGGGCCGUGAAUCUGUUUGAUUUCGACGGCGUCAUGGAGGGGGUUCUUUUUUAUUCAUAUCGGACUCUUCUUCCCUGCAUGCAGCCGUCCACCUUCGCUGGACAGCAAAACAAAGGCUGCAUUUGAACCGUCUCCCCCCCCCCCCCCCUUCCCCCCUCCCCACUGAAAGAUGGAGAAAGAGAUUUAUGGAGGCGCUCGUGUGUAUGGACUGAUUGUUCCGGUGCCAGUCGCCCAAAUCAACGUCAAACCCGCUCAUAGGGGCCGCGCGGCCGUAUUCCGCCGUCUGUAGGUGGCUUUAUUUUUUUAUUUGAUUUUAUUUUUAUUAUUAUAAGCGUUGAAAAUCUGACAUCAUUUGGAUAAAUGAACGCAACAAGAUUCCCCCCCCCCCCCCACCCUCUUCUCUCUCCCCACCCACCCUCCCCGUUCGUCCUCUGGAGAGCCACCUUCGACGUGAUGCCGCACCGACUCUGUUUACACGGCUGACGCUCCAAACGAAACGCGUGGAUAUAUGUCUGUUUUCUGGCGAGGGUUAUUUUUUGUCUUCUUCCUGUUCUUCGUGUUCCCGUCGCUCCUAAAUGAGGGCAGCAUCUUCAUCAUCUUGUGGCUGUCUGAUCAGAUGCUGAGUCUCUGGUGGGGGUAGGCUGGUGAUGGUGGUGGUGGUGGGGGGGGGGUGGGUGGGAGUUGGGAUCAUAUGUUCCCCGAUUCUCCCUUUGGAUGGAUUUAUGCAUAACAGGUGUUGUGCACAACAUGAGCAUGAAGCUUCAUUGUGUGCUCUUCUUCUUUUUCUCUCCGUGCAAGCGACGGUGAGACAAAGCGACGGCCUCUUCCCCCCCCUUUUUUUGUUUUUUUUUUGUUUUUGUUGUUUUGCAAAAGGAUGAAAUGAAAGGUGGCGAGCUUGUGGACAAAAGAGGAGAGAUGACAUGUAGAAAAGGCCUCUCGUUGUAAAGCAGACGACGGCUGUAAGAGGAUCAGUGGAGCUUAUAGGCAGGCAGGCAGGCACGCCCGUGCGCAGGCAGGAGGCCGAUAGAAUGGCCAACCAGAGCUUCGCCAUGGACGGGCCCGGCAGCUUGCUGGCGGUGCUGGCCUCGCAGAGCGGCCUGGCCCGAGGAGGCAGCAGCAGCAGCAACAGCGGCGCCAGCGGAGGAAUCUCGGCCUCAGACGUGUCGGCGUACUUCAAGCUGAUCUUCUUGGGCUUGAUCAUCUGCGUCAGCCUGGCGGGCAACCUCUUGGUCUCCCUGCUGGUUUUACGAGACCGGACGCUUCACAAGGCGCCGUACUUCUUCCUGCUGGAUCUGUGCCUGGCCGACGCGGUGCGCUCGGCCGCCUGCUUUCCGUUCGUACUGGUGUCGGUGCAUAACAGCUCGGCGUGGACUUACAGCGCCUUGAGCUGCAAAGUGGUGGCGUUCAUGGCCGUGCUCUUUUGUUUCCACGCUGCCUUCAUGCUCUUCUGCGUGGCCGUCACCCGCUACCUUGCCAUUGCCCACCACAGGUUCUACGCCAAGCGCAUGACCAUCUGGACCUGCGCCGCCAUCAUUUGCAUGGUUUGGACUUUGGCGGUGGCCAUGGCCUUCCCGCCCGUCUUCGACGUGGGGACGUACAAGUUCAUCCGGGACGAGGAUCAGUGCAUUUUUGAACACCGCUACCUGAAGACCAACGACACCCUGGGCUUCAUGCUCAUGCUGGCUGUGGUGGUCCUGGCCACGCACGGCUUCUAUGCCAAACUGCUGCUGUUCGAGUACAGGCACCGCAAGAUGAAACCGGUCCAGCUGGUGCCGGCCAUCAGCCAGAACUGGACCUUCCACGGUCCCGGCGCCACCGGUCAGGCGGCGGCGAACUGGAUCGCGGGGUUCGGCCGAGGCCCCAUGCCGCCCACUUUGCUGGGAAUCAGGCAAAAUCUACACAAUCAACACCGGCGGCUGCUGGGGAUGGACGAGGUGAGGUCCGAGAGGAGGCUGGGCCGCAUGUUCUACACCAUCACCCUGCUCUUCCUGGUCCUGUGGGCUCCCUACAUCGUGGCGUGCUUCUGGAGGGUGUUCGUCAAGUCAUGCAGCAUGCCUCAGAAGUACCUCUCCGUCACCGUGUGGAUGAGCUUCGCCCAGGCUGGAGUCAACCCCAUCUUCUGUCUCCUGCUCAACGAGGAUCUGAGAAAAGUGCUGCGAGCCCACCUGCCCACCUACUGGAGGACUAAACAACACCUGCCCCAGGAUGAGGCCUACUGCAUCAUGUGAGGAGGGGUCCUCACCAGAAGAAUGUGCUUUGGAGCCAGCCAGCGCAGGCACGGUGCCAUUUCAAAAAGAAUGUCGAUAUUUGUGCCAGAGGUUUGGACAGGGUGCAAGAAACCCACUCACCCAUACUUGAAUUGUUUGUAUUCCUCAUGAUGGAUUAAUAGGUAAGCUCAGCCUGGAAAAUUAGACAGAUGCCAUUUUUAAUAUCAUGUUGCCUUAUUUCAGAGUGACACACAUCAGUGUCUGUGUCACACAAGGCACAAAACUGAGCAUUAGAAUCGCAGGAUAAAAUGUUUUGAUCGGAACGCUACAGACUUGAAAGACAUCACAAAGAAUUUGACGAGUUGAAGGGAUGAAGCAACCAUGCGGGACUCCUUUCCGUGCUAAUUGAAGGUGACAAUUUGGAUACUGUAGGGACUGUUUAAACAGCAGUUAUGAACCCUAACAUGCUUGAGUUCUUUUGGACUUCAUUUAGGGUGCAUUACAUUUCUUUGUAUCAUAGGGAAAAAAUGCCUGUUUUCCUUUAUUUGUAAACAAUACAUGUUAAGCAGAUGACACUAUUUUGAAAUAUGACUUGAUUUCAUAUUGUAUAGACUGUACAGGAAUGUAAAUUCCUGCUUGUGUGUUUUUAUAUUGCAUUUGUGUGUAGGUGUGCAAGGGUAAACCUGCUCUGAUAUUGCCAUCUUGGUGCCCCUACCGUGUCAUACUUAAGCCUGGUACACACAUGAGAAUUUUUGAAAUCUUAAUAGAUUGUUUAUCUGUUACGGACCCCACACAUCAAGAUUAAAAAAAAAAAGAACAACAACAAAAAAAUCGGGCAUUUAACAGUUUUGAUUGUACUGCAUGUGGUGUGUGUCGAUAAUCUCAACACAGUACACCACAAACACAAAGAUUCUGUUCCACCAAUGAUCUAGAAUCUAGUCCUCCAAGACAGAAAUUGAGCGUGAUCUAACAAAAAGGACGAAGGAGAAGAAACAUAGAAUGACGGUGGUCUGGGACUAUUUUUUAUGGGAAAAUCCCAAACUAAAAAAAUAAAUAAAAAAAAUAAAAAAUCCCGGAGUGCGUGAAAGCAGCCUUUAUAAUAUACUGAGCGAGCUAGAGGUUGUCUUUCAAAUUAAGAUAAUGGCUGGAGGCAUUAUCCGAGUAAUACGGGUAGGUAGGGCUGGGCGAUUAACCGAAAAUUAAUCAUGAUUUCCAUUUUUGCUUCUCGCAAUAAUCAAAACAUUCGAAGAGAAGAACAAGGAUUGCGCCUGAAUGACGCGGCGUGUGUACGCAAAUUCGUGCGUUGUGAAAGCACCCUGUGUUGCUUGUCAUUCUGCCCCCUUUUAUUGACACCCGACUUGAAGUGUGUUGUAAAGCUAAACACACAACAAAAAGAAUUACACCACAUUGUCUACUUAAAUACAAGACAUAGUUCGUUUUACAAAGAUUGUCAACUUAAUGCUCGAACUCAAUGGAAAACCCCAUUUACCGGCUAGCAAGAAUUAGCAUUGGACAACACAGGAGGGAUUAAACCUUCAAAUAAUGAAUAUUCGCACACAAACACUGUAGUAACACAUACAAACAGGUAAGAUAACAAUACUCACAGGUAUAUAUGAUAAAAUUUGCUGAUCUCGUCUUCUAGUCUUUUUAUCUUAAUAUACAGUAACUGCAUCUCCAUGUGUGCCCCUGAGAGGCAAAGGCACAAUCCGCAGGAACAGCAGGUAUUUAUUUUUCUGUUUUGUUUUUUUAUUGUUAUUAUUUUAAAAUAUUAUUGUUUUACCUUGUUACUUAAGUUAUCUAUGACGCUGAGGUUUGGUAGCUGAUUAAAUACCCAAUUUAAAAAUCAAUGCAUAAUCGUGUUUAUAAAUCAGUUCAAUAUCAAUCUAAAUAGUGAUUUAUUCCCCCCCCCUUCCCUCCCCACCAUUAAUCGCCCAACCCUACAGAUAGGACAUGGUCGUUUUUAUUACCGUCCGUUUCCUUGUUCCUUCGUCAGGUCACUUCUUGAUUCAGAGAGUCAAAACUUGGGAGAAGUCGACUUUCCCUACACACACCAAGAUUUUUGGUCGUCGUUGGCCCGACCCGUUUCUGACCCUUUUCUCGGGACAGAUUCACUCUUAACACACCUCAGACCACAGGAUAUUCUUAUAUAACAUAUGAUAGUUUGGUGUUUGUCAUCCUUGGUCCGGAAGGAGAGAAAAAUCGGGACAAAAACAGCCUGGUUGUCUUUAUGUAUAUCAGGCCUUACACUAACACCUACAUGGGCAAAUCAGUCAGAAAAAUAUGAGCUGGCUAAAUGAUGUUUUUUUAAAAAAAUAAUAAUAAUAAAAACAAAUUUAAAAAUCCAACAGGAAAUGUAAUAGUGUGGCUCGCAUAUGAAACAAGAUUCUUCAAAUGGAUUCCAAAACCAUGAAGGGCAUCUGAUUUUUAACAUUAAAUGCAAAACAUAUGUGAAUCGUAAGAAUAGAGGAAGAGACCAGUAUGAAAUAGUUCAUGGUUAUGUACAUUGUAUCAAAAAAUAUACAAAUAUUUGCAGAUCUGUGAUGAUGGGGAAUGUUUUAAAGUAACGCUAUGCUCUUACCAUGUUAUCCUGAAUUACAAAGCGCAGUGGAAGUCGUUGUGGGAAAGAAUACUGAAUGUUGACAGGCCUGCUCAUGUUUUCCCUCCCAUUUGAAUGUCUGGAUCAAAGUCUCCAAGAUGGAAAACCCGCUGCAUCGAGUCAAGUUGUCGAGUCUCCAAAUUAAGAUUGGUGCCACGCAAAUAUCUGGCCUGCAGUACAUUAGUCAUAGAUACAUGUGUGCAGUAAAUCUUGAAUGUGGCCACUUGCACUGCGUUAGCAUGUAUUCCACGACAUU